Molecule: messenger RNA, 2869 nt
Organism: Salpingoeca rosetta
Lineage: Eukaryota; Choanoflagellata; Craspedida; Salpingoecidae
Product: ATP-dependent Zn protease
Exons: 15
Coding region: 355-2607 (750 amino acids)
Biological process (GO): mitochondrion organization; protein quality control for misfolded or incompletely synthesized proteins
Cellular component (GO): mitochondrial inner membrane
Molecular function (GO): ATP-dependent peptidase activity; metalloendopeptidase activity; ATP binding
Source: RefSeq, a predicted model, not a curated record
GGUCGUUGCCACCAGAACAAGGAGAACGCAAAAUCGACGCACACAGUCAGCAACACACCACCCAUCCUUUCCAACCAACCAAUCAACCAACCUCGUUUGCUCGCUCGCUCGCUUGUUUGGAAAGGCUGCCCACGGCAACGUCGGCCUUGGAUUGUUGAUAGUGGUGCCCGCUUUGCCACGGGGGUUGCUUUGCCCAGUGUCUCAUUCGUUCCUCUUCUUGUACUGAACCCAGGUUCUUUUUGUUUUGUUUGGUUGGGUCGUCUCUCUUUCCCCGAAUUGUUGCACGACAUUGCGCGGCCCCUCGCUGCACACUGUUUACAAAAGCCAGUCGCGCAGCAAACGUCUCUUUGAGCGAUGAUGCUGGCCCUUGCGCGGCGGCUGCUGCCGCACACAACGCGUGCCCAGACCAGUGCGGUGGUAACGGCGACGACACGCCUCAUCGCCAACACACCUAAACUGCUGGAGUCCAGAUCACAAGCAUCCCUGCAGGAGCUGCAUCGGUGUUUGUGUUCACAACGCCGUGCCCUCAGUUCCACUCGCGCUGCGGCGCUACCUGCGCUCUCAGCCAUCCGUGUGCCAGGAGCACGUGCUGCGUCGACGCCGGUCUUGUCUGGUGUUGGACAGCAGCAGCAGCGGCGCGGGAUGGCGUACACGAUAUCGGAGCUCGACCGGCUUUACGACGAGGCUGAGGCCGAGCCCCAGAACCCAGACAAGCAAUCCACCUUCCUUGCGGCGCUUGUUGAGCACGAGCCCGAGGAUGUGAUUCAGCGGUUUGAAUCCAAUCUGUACAGCAUGAACGAGGACUGCGUCAAGCACUACAUAUCUGCGCUUGUGCGCACGGGCCGACUGAAGAACAGAGACAUCUCGACCCUCCUCUCUGACCUAGACUCGCUCGUGCCAGGCAUCAUGCGCAAAGGUCAGACGUUCACCAUGAUGGCACCCCCGCACUCCCGCCAAUCCUCCGCCUCCUCCUCCUCGUCGUCGUCGUCGCGCGGCGGACGGGAUGCGUUUACGGGCGGGCGCGGUGACUCAAACGCCGGCGACUACGACAACCCAAUCCACGUCGUCAUGUCGGAGCCGAGCCUGAUGUCGCAGCUGUGGAAGUUUGUGCGCACGGUGAUUAUCAUCCUCCUCCUCCUCUCCGCCACAUCCCAGAUUCUCGAGGACAGAAACAUGGGUGGUGCAUUCAACCAGCACGAAGUGAAGCCCGAGAAGCCAGCCACGCCCGUCAAGUUUGACGACGUCCAGGGGGCGGACGAGGCGAAGCAGGAGCUGAUGAAUGUUGUUGAGUUCCUGAAAAAUCCAACCAAGUUCACCCGACUGGGCGGCAGACUGCCAAAGGGUGUGCUGCUCAUGGGGCCGCCGGGAACAGGGAAAACGCUGCUUGCACGCGCUGUUGCUGGCGAGGCAGGCGUUCCUUUCUUCUACAGCUCAGGGUCUGAGUUUGACGAGAUGUAUGUCGGCGUCGGCGCACGCCGUGUCCGCGACCUCUUUGCUGCUGCGAAGAAGCAUGCGCCGUGCAUUGUGUUUAUGGACGAGCUUGAUGCUGUUGGCGGGAAGCGCCAUGCAAAGGACCAGCAGUACCUCCGCAUGACCCUCAACCAGCUCCUUGUUGAGCUGGACGGGUUUGAGCCCAGCGACACGGUGGUUGUCAUUGGCGCCACCAACUUCCCCGACGCGCUUGACCCGGCGCUGGUGCGGCCGGGCCGCUUUGACACGCACGUGAAGGUGCCGCUGCCGGAUGUACGGGGGCGGCAGGCGAUUCUCAAGGCGCACGCGCGCAAGGUGAAGCUUGCCGACGAGGAGGACCUGUGGACCAUUGCACGCGGGACGGUUGGGUUCAGCGGCGCAGACCUUGCGAACAUCAUCAACCAGGCGGCGCUGGAGGCGUCGCGGCUGCAGGAGGAGGCCAUCUCGCUGGAGAUGCUUGAAUGGGCCAAGGACAAGAUCCUCAUGGGCGCCGAGCGCAAGACGGCGGUCAUCAUGGAGAAGGACAGGAAAAUCACCGCAUACCAUGAGGCCGGCCACGCGCUGUGUGCGCUGUACACGGAGGGGGCAGUGCCGCUGUACAAGGCGACAAUUGUGCCGCGCGGGAAUGCGCUGGGCAUGGUGACCCAGCUGCCGGAGGACGACACAAACUCCGUCACGCGCCAGGAGAUGAUGGCGCGAUUGGUCGUGUGCAUGGGCGGUCGCGCUGCCGAGGAAAAGGUCUUUGGCAAGAAGGAGGUCACAUCAGGUGCAUCAUCGGAUGUGUCGCAGGCCACGCAGCUUGCACGCGCAAUGGUCACCAAGUACGCAAUGAGCGACAAGGUUGGGCCGAUUAUGUUUGAGGAGGAUGAGAAGAUCAGCAGCGGAAUGCGCGAACUGAUUGAGGCCGAAGUCGUCGCCCUCUUGCAGGAGGCAAUGGCUGAGGCGAAGAGGAUACUGACGGUGCACGAGCGGGAGCACAACCGCCUGGCGUCUGCACUGCUCGAGUACGAGACGCUGACUGCCGAUGAGAUUCGGGGCGUGGUCAAGGGCAAGAAGAUGGAGUCAUUGCAGAAGAAGACCACCAGCAGCAGCGGCGGCGGCGGCGCUCGCAUUCCCGUUGCGGCGUCACCACAAUAGCAAGCCCUGCUGAUGGCACGCCAGCUUUGGCGUGGAUGUUGUUGUAGUGGCUGUUGUCAUGCCUGUUGUGAUGGUUGUUGCAGUAUCUGCGAGAUGUGUGGGCGUUACACGUGUGGCAGCGGCGCUUUGGAGGUGGAGGCGUGAGGGGGGGGGGCGAGCAAUGGUGGAACAACAACCACACACUGACUUGUUGACUGAAUCGAUUGAUUCUUGUAUGGGGAGUUGAACACAACCAAGGAAACAACACCAUGGUGCAACGGCA